Molecule: messenger RNA, 1008 nt
Organism: Truncatella angustata
Lineage: Eukaryota; Fungi; Ascomycota; Sordariomycetes; Amphisphaeriales; Sporocadaceae
Product: cutinase-domain-containing protein
Exons: 1
Coding region: 1-1008 (335 amino acids)
Biological process (GO): carbohydrate catabolic process
Cellular component (GO): extracellular region
Molecular function (GO): cutinase activity
Source: RefSeq, a predicted model, not a curated record
AUGUUGCCGCUUUACUCGGCAGCCAGCAGCAGGCUGCUAGUCUUCGUCGUAAACCUGUUUCUUGCUAUCACGGUCGGUGCAGCCCCAACACCCGAGCCAGGGCCCCUCGGCAACCUCGGGGCGGUGUUCAGCAAAGACGUCAACCUCACCGAGAUCAUCAAUACGGGCAUAACUACGCUUGCAGAGCUGCUCACCGCCCUGAAAUCGGGCGAGACCAACCAGAAUGGCCUGUGGGGCAUCAUCAACAUCAACAACAUCACCUCGCACCUGCACGACGACGACAAUGCGAACAACAGAACCAGCAAUUUCCUCUCCACCAUCAAGGGACACACGCCACACGCCGUGUGUCCGGGCGUAGCUGUUCUCUUCGCCCGCGGCACCAAGGAACCCGGUAACAUGGGCUUCCUCGCCGGCCCGCCCUUCGUCACCGCGCUGCAGCACUACGCGAACGGCUCGUCGCUGGCGGUCCAGGGCGUCGACUAUCCCGCCACCGCUCGCGGGUUCAAGGCCGGCGGGUCGCCCGAGGGGGCGGAAACCAUGGCAGCCCUGGCCAACGCGACGAGGGAGGCGUGUCCGGGUGCCAAGGUGGUGCUGGCGGGCUAUUCGCAGGGGGCGCAGGUCGUGAGGAGGGCGUGCGGGUUUCUGGGGGAUGACGCGGCGGGCCGGCUGAGCUCGGUAGUACUGUUCGGCGACCCGGGCAACGGCACCGCGGUGCCCGGUGUGGCGGCGGACAGGAUCUUCACGGCGUGCCACGACGGGGACGCGGUAUGCAAGGGUGGUUCGGUGGUCCGCCCACAACAUCUGAACUACAGCGGAGACGCGCCGGCGGCGGCCUUGUUUGUCAUGGCCAAGACGGGUCUGGGCAUGGGAAGUGGUGACGCCGUGCUUGACGGCAUGGGGGAUAUCCCGAUGAUGAAUUCAACAGCACAGCAAGGAAUUGGGGAGAUGGUGGUGGGCGAUCUCGGAAGUGACAAAGGUGAUAGCCAAGGCGUGUUAGGGCUGGGUUAG